CUUUCUAACUUGCUGGACCUUGUGGGCAUCUGCUGUGAGCAAACGCCAGAGGUCUUGGCUCUGUGCUAUGAUGAAUUUGCCAAUUUGAUUGAGAAGCAGAAGGGGAAUCUGGACUUGCAGCUCCUGGACAAGUUUGGGAAGAGUUUGGUGGAGGACUUUCCCAGUGACUUUGUGGUGGAUCUCAGCCCCACGGUGGAUGGUUCGUUCUUGUUCCCAGUGAAGUCCUUGUAUAAUCUGGAUGAAGAUGAAACUCAGGGAGCAAUUGCCAUUAACCUCUUACCAUUGGUGUCACAGAGUGAUCUUGCAAGGGUCACUGGUGGAAUGAGCAGCCAAAGUAAAAGGGUAGUGUCACCACUGUGUCUGUCACCCUGUUUCCGACUGCUGAGGUUCUACACUGCAGAGCAAAACAGUGGAAGCCUGGAGGAGAUCGAUGCCCUAUUAGGUUGCCCCCUGUACCUGACUAACCUGGAGGUUGAAGGGAAGCUGGACUCUCUGUCCAAGCAGGAAAGGGAAUUUCUGUGCUCAAUCCUGUUCUAUGCUCUCAACUGGUUUCGUGAGGUUGUAAAUGCCUUCUGCCAGCAACAGGAUGCUGAGAUGAAGGGGAAAGUUUUGACUCGAUUGCAGAACAUCACAGAACUGCAGAAUGUGCUGGGGAAAUGCUUGGCAGCAACCCCUGGAUAUGUCCCACCACCAGCUGCUUUUGAUUCGGAAGCCCUGGAGACUGUAUCAUCCACUAAUGCUGUUGGUCCAUUGAGAAAAAAAAAUGGAAAGAAAAAAAAGACCGAUGGCAGCAAAGCCAGCUCUGCUGAUCGUUCUCAAGCAGAUGACAGUUCUGAGGGAAACCAGCCUGAUACUGAGCUCUCUGAGCUGGAGAAGACUGCUGAGAGAGAGGCAGAAAAUCCUCUGGCAAAGCUGCAGAACUAUCGCCCGUACUUCCGAGAGUUAGACCUUGAGGUGUUCACUGUGCUCCACUGUGGGCUGCUGACAAAGUCUGUCUUGGACACAGAGAUGCAUACAGAGUUUUGUGAAGUUGUGCAGCUGGGGCCUGCUGAACUUAGCUUCCUUCUGGAUGACCUGUGCUGGAAGCUGGAGCAUGUGCUGACUCCGAGCUCCACAAGGAGAGUGCCCUUUCUGAAGGAAAGAAGCUACAGGGAUAUUGGCUUUUCCCACCUGUGUCAGAGAUCCCCCAAGGAAGUUGCUACGUGUGUAGUCAAGCUACUAAAACCACUGUGUAAUCACAUGGAGAACAUGCACAACUACUUCCAGGCAGUUAUACAAAAUCAGGGUGCGGAAGAUGAACCAGGAGUGAACAUCCAGGAGCACAUGCUGAUGUCUUCUUGUUACCAACAGCUGUUACUAACUUCUCGCUCCCUAUUUGCUUGGAAUGGUUUUUCUCAGCCUGAAAAUACUGACUUGCUAAGGUCAGCUCUCCAGGUGCUUGCAGACAGACUAAAACCAGGAGAGACAGAAUUUCUUCUUCUUGAGGAGCUGAUAAGUGAGAGUUUUCACUACCUGCUGAAUUUCCAGCAGAGUGUUCCCAGCUUCCACUGUGCAUUCAUCCUCACUCAGCUCCUGAUCGCCAUCGCUGAGAAACCAGUGACUGGCUGGAAGAAAGAGAAAAUUGCUUCACUAGCAAAGCAGUUCCUUUGCCAGUCAUGGGUGAGGCCUAAUGGAGACCGAGAGAAGGGCAACCAGUUCAACAGUGCACUGCAUACUCUGCUCUGUGUCUACCUGGAGCACACAGAUAAUAUCCUGAAAGCUAUAGAAGAAAUCUCAAGUGUUGGUGUCCCUGAACUGAUCAACUCUGCCAAAGAUGGAUGUUCUUCCACUUACCCUACUCUAACCAGGCAGACAUUCCUGAUUUUCUUCCGAGUAAUGAUGGCUCAGCUAGAUUGUUCAGUGAAAAGCAUCCCAGCUGGGAAACCAUCAGACUCAAGUGAGGUGCAACUGGAGAAGCUGCUGCGGUGGAACAUCGCUGUGCGGAAUUUCCAUAUCCUCAUUAACUUGGUCAAGAUAUUUGACAGCAGGCCUGUACUCGGUGUCUGCCUGAAGUACGGCCGUCUCUUCGUAGAAGCAUUUCUGAAGCUUGCCAUGCCUCUCCUGGACUACAGCUUUAAAAAACACAGGGAUGAUGUGCAGAGUUUGCUGAAAACCUUGCAGCUGAGUACCAGACAACUUCAUCACAUGUGUGGCCAUUCCAAGAUUCACCAAGACAUUGGACUGACCAACCACGUGCCUUUGUUGAAGAAGUCUCUGGAACAAUUUGUAUACCGAGUGAAGGCAAUGCUGGCGUUCAACCACUGCCAGGAGGCAUUUUGGAUGGGUGUCCUUAAAAAUCGGGAUCUUCAGGGAGAAGAAAUCCUGUCCCAAGCCUCUGGAGAGAGGG
Messenger RNA from Nestor notabilis (Kea), 2386 nucleotides. RefSeq names its product Fanconi anemia, complementation group D2 (gene FANCD2). The annotation marks the transcript as partial. Gene Ontology annotation, biological process: interstrand cross-link repair; mitotic intra-S DNA damage checkpoint signaling; homologous chromosome pairing at meiosis. Gene Ontology annotation, molecular function: DNA polymerase binding. The transcript is spliced from 23 exons. The record is from RefSeq and is a predicted model, not a curated record. Gene Ontology annotation, cellular component: condensed chromosome; nucleus. NCBI's taxonomy places the organism in Eukaryota, Metazoa, Chordata, Aves, Psittaciformes, Psittacidae.